UAAUUUAUCAAGGCCCAAUAAAAAAUCAAAAGAAAAUUAACCCGGUCCAAGAACAUGAGACGGUGAGGAGGACACGUGUUCCCCUGCAAAAAUUCCUUCUCCCGCCACUGCACCAAAAAUCAAAACGAAAUUCCACGAAAAUAAUUCCCUCCUUCACUCCCAACUUUCCAAUUUUGCCCUUCCCGACUUCUUAAUUUCCCUAUUCCCCCAUUUCCCCUUCUUCCCCGAGAAGCUAUUGCUGAAAUAAUUUUCCGGCGCCCCCAAUUUUCGCACUCAGUAAAAAAACAUCAAAUUUUCCACUCCAAAUUUGACUCGCAUAAUAUCAGAGAUUGUUACAGACGGUUUCUUUCUCCGCAAUCGUUUGCUAGUUUUAUUCCGCACGCUGAUUUUACCCUACAGUACUUUGCUCAACCGCCACUGUUUGAAAUCCAAUGCUAGAAAGCAAGCAAAAUUCAGAAUAUGACGACCCGUCGAAGACCUUCCAUGGAGUUCGCUUUAUUCUCCUCGGUUUCGACUCCGAUAAGGAAGACGAGAUUCGAGCGAAGCUUCUAGAAGGCGGAGGAGUUGAUGCUGUAAAUUAUGGACCGGGUUGUAAUCACGUGAUUGUUGAUAAGCUUGUUUACGGAGAUCCAGUAUGUGUUGCUGCACGAAGAGAUGGCAAGAGAUUGGUCACGAGUUUAUGGGUUGAUCACAGUUCUGAUGUGGGAAUGCCCGUCGAUCACAUUUCUGUCAUGUAUAGGCCCUUAAAAGAUUUGAACGGGAUUCCAGGUGCGAAAUCUCUGGUUGUGUGCUUGACUGGAUAUCAAAGGCAGGAUCGAGAUGACAUCAUGACUAUGGUUGCUUUGAUGGGUGCAAAUUUUUCCAAGCCGUUGGUGGCAAACAAGGUUACUCAUUUGAUUUGCUACAAGUUUGAGGGGGAGAAGUACGAGCUUGCCAAGAAAAUGAAAAGAAUACAGCUUGUUAACCAUCAUUGGCUGGAAGACUGUUUGAAGGCUUGGGAGCUUCUUCCAGAAGCUAACUACUUAAAGAGUGGAUAUGAGUUGGAGAUGGAAAUGGAAGCUGAAGCUAAGGAUUCUGAAGAAGAGACAGAAGACAUGGCUUUAGCCGUAGAAGUGGGGAGGAAAAACAUUCUUAGUUCCCAAAAUACACGAGUUGAGACUAAAAGUUUCCACCAGUCACCGGUGAUGCAGGAAAUUUCAAGAAACAGUUUAUAUUCGAGUGCUUCUAAAAGUUUGGCAAAUGUUGGAGAAACCAGUAAGAAGAACCAGUCAACCCCUGUAAAGGAGACCGACUUUCAAAAGGCAUCAUUUUCACGAGAAACUUGUGAACAGAAUCUUAACAUGGCUAGUGCGAGGAGUCCUGCAAAGAGUCCUGCAAAAUUGUCGUCUGAAGUGCCAUCGAACAUGCAUCAUAGUAAGGUGAUCUUAGAGAAGGUAGACAACGCCUUGCUGUCUGCAUCUGAAAGUUCCAAGAAAUCUCCCAAUGCUGAUGUUUCCAAAUUAAGUAGCAAGAGUUAUGUAAGGAGCACUCCCAGUAAGCCCACUCUCUCACUAAGGUCAGAAAGAAUUGAAAGUAACUUGAAAGGUAGUCCUUCGUCAAACGUCAAUAAACUCGGGGUUAGUGGUUGUUUUGAUGUACCGUUGAAGAUACACCAAGAUGUAACUGGUUUUGAUGGAGUAAAAACACCUUUGAAGGGAACGCUGUCGAACCUUGAUGAGGGGCAAUCUUUUACAUUGUCCUAUAAGAGGAAAAUGACUGUUCCACGUGGAAGUUCCAAAUCACUAAAUCACGAUCCAAAACCAUCAACAGAAGGUGAAUCGGUCACAAAAGCAACUACAGAGCAAACUAAAGUCCCGACUCAUGGAUCUUUAGUUGAUGGUUCACGUGUUUUAGCUAGUGAUAUUACUCCCAUAAAUCUUACCCGCUCUUUCAGGAAGGAAGCUUCUGUGAGCCAUAAAGAGGCUUUAAACAUUUCCCAGGCAGCUGAGGAUAGGCAAGAAGAGUGUGAUGAUCAAUCUCUUCAACGUUCUCCCGAAGGAUUAGAAAAUCGAACUUUGUUCAAUGUGGAUAUGAAUGACCUUUCUUCGAUCCGAACUAAUAAUUGCACUAGUGGAGCUGAAAUGCACCAAAAUGACGGACAAACUGUUGAACCCUCGUCUCCGAAAACCAAUUCUGUAGGCCGUAAGAGAAAGAUGCUUGCGAAGAAGACAUUGGGUUCCAGGCCAUCAAGUGGGAAAGCGAGUGCUACAAAGCUUAAAGGAUCCAUUAACCUUCAGAAAGCUGUUUUGCCGAAUGAGAGCAUAAUCCAUUCAAAUGGAGCAGUAGAAACGGAAACCACAGAUAAUACUACUGUACCUGAAAAGGUUGUAGUAGUUUUGCCGACUAAUGGUGAAGAUGGUCCUGCGGAUGAUGAAGGGAAAAAUGAGUUUGAGCUCGAUGGUAACAAAGAGAAGUCUAUAGAUUUUGAGGCACCACUUUCAAGAGAAGGUAUCGUAAAGCAUGGUGAUGACGAAAGCAUACAGACGAAGAACAAAUCUGGAGGAAGUAAGAAGAAGAGCACUAAAGCUGAAAAGGCUGUUUGUACUGAGAAAAAUGAUUUGACUGAAUCAAAAUCAAAAUCUACGGGUAAUGCUCGAGAGAAGAAAAUAAGCAGGUGUGAGAAACUCCCUGUGGUUAAAUCCAAGGAGAAUCAAAAGAAGGAUCCUUCUGAAAAGCCUGUUUGUAGUGAGAAAAUUGAAUUGACUGAAUCAAAAUCAAAAUCUACGGGCGAUGCUGGAGAGAAGAAAAUAGCCAAGGGUAAGAAGCGCUCUUUGGUUAAAUCUAAGGAACAUCAUACGGAGGAUCCUGCUGAAAAGGCUGUUUGUAGUGAGCAAAUUGAAUUGGCUGAAUCAAAAUCAAAAUCUACGGGUGAUGCUGGGGAGAAGAAAAUAACCAAGGGUAAGAAGCGGCCAUUGGUUAAAUCUAAGGAACAUCAUACGGAGGAUCCUGCUGAAAAGGCUAUUAGUAGUGAGAAAAUUGAAUUGACUGAAUCAAAAUCUACGGGCGAUGCUGGAGAGAAAAGAAUAACCGAGGGUAAAAAACGUUCUUUGGUUAAAUCUAAAGCAAAUUGUAAGAAGGAUCAUGUUGAAGAAGUGGCGAAUGAUGGAUCAAACAGCAAACAUGAUGAAAAGAAGACUGUCUCGGGUAAUGAAGAAGAAACUGCUGUGUUGACAGGUCGAACUAAAGGAAGACCAUCCAAGAAGUUAAAAAGCUCAGCUGCUAUGGAGAAGGAAAACAUACCCUCUUCGAUUAAGCAACAAAGUAUGACCAAAGAGGAUCCUAAAUCACUCAAAAGACCUCUAAAAAACGUCACUAAAGCUGUCAAAGCCAGUCCUGUUAAAGCAAUACAGAAGCCUAAGUUGAGAACUGAGCCUGCACGGUUUAUACUUACUGGGCAUAAGCUACAGAGGAAGGAGUUUCAACAGGUUAUAAAGCGAUUAAAAGGAAGAAUUUGCAGAGAUUCUCAUCAUUGGUCUUAUCAGGCAACGCAUUCCAUUGUCCCCGAUCCAAUACGAAGAACCGAGAAGUUCUUUGCAGCUGCAGCUUCUGGAAGCUGGAUUCUGAAGACCGAUUAUUUAACAGCUUGCAAUGAAGCUGGAAAGUUUUUACCCGAAGAGCCAUACGAAUGGUACGAGGAAGGCUUGACCGGAGAUGGUGCAAUCAACUUAGAAGCUCCAAGAAAGUGGCGUCUUCUUAAAGAGAGAACUGGUCAUGGUGCCUUUUAUGGAAUGAAAAUUGUCAUAUAUGGAGAAUGCAUCGCCCCUCCACUGGAUACUUUGAAACGUGUGGUGAAGGCUGGAGACGGGACCAUAUUAGCAACUUCACCACCGUACACACGUUUCCUCCAAUCAAGAAUCGAUUUCGCCAUUGUCAGCCCAGGUAUGCCACGUGUCGAUAUGUGGGUGCAGGAGUUUUUAAGGCACGAGGUACCAUGCAUUGCAGCCGAUUAUUUGGUGGAGUAUGUGUGCAAGCCUGAUUAUCCACUCGCAAAGCACGUGCACUACAACACUGAAGCCUGGGCAGAGAAAUCACUUAAGAAUCUCAUGAGCCGUAUGGAGGAAGUUGUUAUUGAGGAGGAUGUGAGCACAUCGGAAGGAUAUUCCGGCGAUGACGUGGCGUGUCAGGUUUGUGGGUCCCGUGAUAGAGGGGAGGAAAUGCUCAUCUGCGGAAGUGAACACGGUAGUGUAGGAUGUGGUGUCGGUGUACAUUUGAACUGCCUUGAUCCUCCACUUGUGGAUGUUCCGAAGGAAGAUUGGUUUUGCCGGAGUUGUAGUAAAAAAAUAAAGAAGAGCAAAACUAUCGGCUCGAGCUCGAGUAAACGGACCUCUAAAUCGAAGAAGUGAUUGAUUGGUCCCA
Erythranthe guttata (spotted monkey flower) is the source of this 4395-nucleotide messenger RNA. RefSeq names its product transcription coactivator. The record is from RefSeq and is a predicted model, not a curated record. Lineage: Eukaryota; Viridiplantae; Streptophyta; Magnoliopsida; Lamiales; Phrymaceae.